AUUUCUCUCGCAUCUAGGUCCAAACCCAACCCAUUUCACGCUUAUCCUACGGGUAUUCCUUCCGGCCGAUAUUCCCCUAUCACCAUUAAAGCGUAUCAAAUAAUAUUAUAGAUGGUUUAAUCCAGUAGUGAAUUUCAACCCUUAAUAUGCUCCAUGAAUGCACACGUUCGGCCAGACUCCGGCUAGGAAACUAUAUGCAAACUUCACUCGCCAUCGAACUCAAUCAGAUUUGAAACCAUAUGUAAAUCUGCUUGAUUUUUCAAUGUAUCUUGAGUUUCGAAAUCCACCCCCAAGCCUAUUCCUGGAUAGAUUAGACCAUUUUCAUCUGUAUUAUGUAAGCCGCUGUCUCACACCGCGCUUGGCACUUGGUCGUGCAAAACCCACGUAACGUUUCUUUUUCACGUUUCUUUUUCUGCUUGCUCCAAUCCGCUCAGAUUAGCCUCGGAUGUUGGAUAUAGAAG
Messenger RNA from Babjeviella inositovora NRRL Y-12698, 461 nucleotides. RefSeq lists its product as uncharacterized. NCBI's taxonomy places the organism in Eukaryota, Fungi, Ascomycota, Pichiomycetes, Serinales. Bases 158 to 388 code for a protein of 76 amino acids. The record is from RefSeq and is a predicted model, not a curated record. The transcript has a single exon.